This is a messenger RNA of Cajanus cajan (pigeon pea), 3207 nucleotides long. Lineage: Eukaryota; Viridiplantae; Streptophyta; Magnoliopsida; Fabales; Fabaceae. The record is from RefSeq and is a predicted model, not a curated record.
UCCACUGCGCCCCUUAAGUGCAGUAUUCUUUAUGACAUUUUUUACAAUUGAUUCUCAGAAACCCUAAUUCCUUCGUUCAUUCAAUACUCAUUCCCCUGGAAAAAUCAAAGAUACUCUCAGGCGCAGCGAUUAAUUCAAAGGUUGUUAGCGAUCUGACAUCGCUUAUUGUCGAUAAAGGCUCGUGUCUGAAUUAAAGUAGUCGUCACCAUGAGAUUGAGAAAGGGAAAUAAAGUGGAGAUCCGUGGCAAUACUGAACAGCUUAGUGUGGAAUGGCGUAGUGCUCGAAUAAUUUCUGGUAAUGGGCACAGCUACAGUGUCCAGUAUGACCGUUCUAGCACAACAAGCGAGGCUAGCAUAGAGAGAGUUUCAAGGAAGGCCAUCAGACCAUGCCCCCCUCUUAUUAAAGGUAUUGAGAGUUGGGCAGCUAAUGAUCAUGUGGAAGUUUGUGAUGCUGGUUCUUGGAAAGCGGCUACUGUUUUGAAAGUCAUUGGUGGAGGCUUAUACUUGGUAAAGCUGUGGGUAACUUGCAACGAGUUAAAGGUUCACAAAGUAAACAUGAGGGCACGCCAAUCUUGGCUAAAUGGUCAAUGGAUUGUCAUGCCAAAGGGAUCAGACAUGUUUGGAGUUGGGAAGUCUAGCAAGUAUUUGAAUUCAAAGAGUUACAAGGAUCAACCUGAAAAUCAGCGAACCAGAAAUAUUUUUUCUCCAGUAUUAGAUGUCAGUGGUCAUCAGGAGCCUCAUCUGUCCUCAUCUUCAACAUUGAAGAGAUUGUCCCCUUAUGGCUCCUCUCUUAUUGAGGCUUAUCCCAGAAAAGUAAGGGCUGUUGAAAAUAUGGGUGAGUGUGGAAGAUUCAAAGCUGUAACCACAGCCUCCUUCCUGCAAAAGGUAGAUGCUGUUGCUUACCCGCAAAAUAUUAUGGGUGAAAAAUGCAUGCAUACAUCCUUUACUAAUGGUACCAACCAAUAUUAUGAAACAGGAAAGGAGAAUCCUUAUAUUGUUUCAACACAUUUUCUUGAAAGAAUUGAAGAACCUGAUUAUUCUUGUAGUGAUAGUUCAGUUGGCAGUUGUAGUGUGAAAAGUAGUAAUUCAAAUAAAUUUUCCAGUGAUACCUUAUCAGGUCCUUGCCAAGAUGAAGAUAUCUUUUGCAGUGAUGCAGAAUCUCUAGAUGUUGGAGAUGUGGAUAAAGGAUGCUCCAUUUCUCCCGAAGAGGUUGUAGCAGAUAGAAUUCAUAGGGCCAGUGUAGGAGGCUUGCAUGCCUUGCUUUCAAUGGCUAAAUAUGAAGCUUGGUUUGCUUCUUCUCUCUGCAAAUUAAUUGGUGGCGUCUACCAAUAAUUUUCUUACAGAGAUAAGAAAUUUCUGACCAUUGUUUUCUCACUGUCAUGUCAUGCCAGAACAUCAAUUUUUCUAAAAGCUGUUGAUGUAAUCCUCAUAUGGAAGAUCUUCUUAUGAUACAAUUCUUCAGAUAAUAAGCAUUUAUUUGCAUGCCAUGUGAUGUGGAUCAUAUUUAGUGUGACUUGAAUACUUUAUCCUGUCAAUUGAAAAAUAAAAUUUAAUGCUAGGAUGUUUCAGUAUGUGUUAUAUCAGUGUAGUUAAUGGCACUGGUUAUCUGUCACAUGGCCUCCUCAUGAUGCAUCAGCAGAUGUGGUGUGUUGACAUGGCAGCAAAUCGCAGCUACAAUAGUGAUGUUGCAGCUGUUACUACGUACGGGUAAAAAUCUCAAAUUGCCUCCACUUUUGCAUCAUCAAUCAAGUUGUUUUAAGGUCUUUUGCUCAAUAUCACCGUGCCCCUUUCCACUCCCCCUCUGUUAAAUCUUCUCUCCACUCCCCUAUUCCUGCCCAUCACUAUAUGCCAACUGUUCUGCUACUGUUAUGUUUUUGCAGGUCUGAGUUUAUUCUUGUGUGUGAUGGGUUGUGCAAUUUGCACCUCACAAUCCUCUGUUUCCACAGGUCCAUGGCAUCCUCUGUUCUGCUUUUUGAAAGAACACCUCUGUUCAUUUCAGUUUUUCUUUUCUUUUUGCGUAUUUUGCACUUCAGUCUUAUGUUAAUUGCCUUGUUAAUUAUGCGUUCAAUAUGUGGCAAACAUCUAUCUAGACUACGCCACUGAUUCACUAUUACUUUUGAUUAUAAAAGGACACAUUUAAUAUUUGGUUCCCCUCAAGUAUGCACUAUAAAUUAAUUAUUUUGAAUCUACAUAAUUUUUUGGUAUGCCAGUCAUCACAUUAUCCGGUGUCUUGUUAUAGUUUUUUUUGAUCUGGUCACUUGGAGCUACUGGUUGUUCUUCACUUUGUUAGACACAGCUUUAGAUUUUCCAUUAGUUCAUCAACAAUAUAUUUAGCUCCCUUUUUGUUGGUCUGCAUCGUUAAAUGACCUGCCUGCUUUUGAAACCUGCUCUCUUGAAACAUGUGAAUUGGCAUACAGGACAUGGAUUAAUGAUGCUUUUAGCAUGUUUUGGUGAAAAUUACUUCAUGGGAGACGGUCAUUUUUUGCUGAAACUUGUACGUAUCCAAGAAUUUGUAAAGAAACAUAGGCAUAUAAGUAUGCACAUGUAUUUUACUCAAUCAGCUUCGUUCCUCUUUUCUUUCUUGAGCCGUUUCUGUACAUGCAGCUGUCUUUUCAUAAGCUCAAAAUGUUGGACAUUUUUCCUUAGCUACUCCAUUAUCAAACAUAUAAUGGCUCUGCGCCUCUCUUAAUUUGAAUUCUUAGUUUCUUACAUGACAUGAUAGUGUGUACUUUUAAUUAAUUUUUAUCAAGAAAAAUGUUGGAACUUCCUUAGAACAGCAUUUUUACCUGUUAUCAUUGAGGCUAAGUUUAUGUUUUUUUGUCUCUAUUGUUUUCAUCUCCAAUUAUGUUAUUUAUAUGGUUUACAGUAAAAAGUUUCAAAUGCAUUUUUUUCUCUCAUUCAUUUAAGGCCAUUUUGGUUGUGUAUAGUUUCGGCUGUGGAUACUUUGAGUCUCAUUUUAUUGCAAUUAUUCCGGAGCUCAUUGAUCUUUUAACUUGCAUAUCAAAAGGCUUGGGGAGAGGAAGUACACGAGAAGAUGAUGCGAAGAGGUCUCACGUGUUUUCCGUAUAUGAAAUUUUUCUCAUCAAGUUGCAUCGCAAAAAUUAAUUUUAGUCCAUGUAAUCUAUGUACUCUAUUCGACUAUUCGUUUAAAUUAUGUACGUUGCCACCGAAUAUCAAUUUAAAGUUUCUUGGUAGUUGUUUAAUCCA